This is a messenger RNA of Girardinichthys multiradiatus, 18020 nucleotides long. It is a transcript of the gene cacna1c, whose product is annotated as calcium channel, voltage-dependent, L type, alpha 1C subunit. The record is from RefSeq and is a predicted model, not a curated record. NCBI's taxonomy places the organism in Eukaryota, Metazoa, Chordata, Actinopteri, Cyprinodontiformes, Goodeidae. Gene Ontology annotation, molecular function: high voltage-gated calcium channel activity. Gene Ontology annotation, biological process: calcium ion import across plasma membrane. Gene Ontology annotation, cellular component: voltage-gated calcium channel complex; membrane. The coding region runs from base 884 to 7813 and encodes 2309 amino acids. The transcript has 53 exons.
UCUCUCUGUAUCACUGCAGAGCCGAGCUGCAGGGGCAGCAGAGCCAGAAAGAAGAGAGAGCUCCAACUCCCGACCCGUAAGACAGACAGACAAGGCAACCAAGAAGGCAGGCAGGCAGGCAGACAUACAGUCGGACCAGAGUGGAUGAGCGCAGAGAAACCAGUAUCCGGAUGAGACAGGACGCCGUGGCUUCUGUUAAAAGGGGGACUGUAUUUCUGCGUGGAAUAACCGACAACCCUUUGGGAGAUUUAACCCCGCGAUACCCGUGAUGGAAUACCCACACUCUUUCCAUUGCCUAAUUUUACUCUUCUUUUUCUUCUCAUCCUCCUCUUCCUUCUUCUUCUCCAUCACCUCCACCUCCUCUUCUCUUCCAUCCACUCACAUUUUGACACGCUGUUGAAGAUGCGCACGAAUGCGUCUUUUGCGCACUUGCAUUGCGACCGCCACUGACAGCGCUUGAGAUUUUGUUUAUUAUUUUUCGUUUUUACAAGAAAACAAAGGGGGAGGACGAUAGGUUGGAUACCUGAGCAAAAAGGAGGUUGUGAAUUAAAUCCAACUCGGCGGUGCUGGUUUCGUGUUUCUCGUCUAUAGGGCCCGGAUGUACCGAGGGAUGCACCGGUGCGUUUUUCCAACCGGUUCCGCCGAAAGCUCCCUCUUUUUUGUCGCCUUCACCUCCAUCAUGGGAAUUAGGUAAUAUUCACUCCAUCCAAAGAAACUCCCAUAAACACAAACAACGGGAAUACCCCCCUAAAAACUGUCCGUAUCAGACAGUUGGUAUUUCUCCCUCUUCCCCUCCUCUUUUUUGAUUUCUUUAUUUUUGGGGGGGCUUGUUAUUUUCCCCUCUCUUUCCAUUCACCUAUAAGGAUAACGCCGGACUACAUUUAUGGUAAAUGAAAGCAAAAACAUGUACAUCCCGGAGGACACCCUUGAGAACCAUCAAGGCUCCGACUACUCACCCCCUCCCCUUCCCCGGCCUCCUCCCGUUGGCUUGACGAAUGAGCACAGAGGUGGCAGUAGCCAUGGUGACCACAGUGGCGGGGGAGGAGGGGUCAACCGUGGGGUGGGUGUGGUUGGCCUUGCACCGGAGCACAUUCCCACCCCAGGAGCAGCCCUAAGCUGGCAGGCGGCCAUCGACGCUGCACGACAGGCGAAGAUGAUGGGCAACGCUGCAUCAGGCGGAGGGGCGGGACUUGGGUCGGGUGGGGGCGGCCCCAUUUCUACAGCCAGCUCCACCCAAAGGAAGAGACAACACUACGCUUCUAAACCCAAAAAACAGACCACAACGACAGCCACAAGGCCGCCACGAGCCCUGCUUUGUCUCACACUCAAGAACCCCAUCCGCCGGGCAUGCAUCAGCAUCGUAGAGUGGAAACCAUUUGAGAUCAUCAUCCUGAUGACCAUCUUUGCUAAUUGUGUGGCCUUAGCCGUCUACAUCCCCUUCCCUGAGGAUGACUCAAAUGCCACCAACUCCAACCUGGAGCGUGUGGAGUACCUGUUCCUUAUCAUUUUUACUGUGGAGGCAUUCCUCAAGGUAAUAGCUUAUGGCCUGCUCUUCCACCCAAACGCCUACCUGAGGAAUGGCUGGAAUCUUCUUGACUUCAUCAUUGUAGUAGUAGGGUUAUUCAGUGCGAUUUUGGAGCAGGCCACAAAGGGAGAUGGGGCCACUCCGAUUGGAGGGAAGGCUGCAGGCUUCGAUGUCAAGGCUCUGCGGGCAUUCAGAGUGCUAAGACCGCUAAGACUGGUCUCUGGAGUACCCAGUUUACAGGUUGUGUUGAACUCCAUAAUCAAAGCCAUGGUUCCUCUGCUCCACAUUGCCCUCCUGGUCCUCUUUGUCAUCAUCAUCUACGCCAUCAUUGGCCUGGAGCUCUUCAUGGGCAAGAUGCACAAGACCUGCGUUCACAACCAUUCAGGCACAAAUGCAGAGGAAAAACCAGCACCAUGUGCACCUGACGGGGCUUAUGGUCGACACUGCAUGCAGAACGGAACAAUCUGCCAAGUGGGUUGGGAAGGCCCAAAUGAUGGUAUCACCAACUUUGACAACUUUGCCUUUGCCAUGCUGACUGUAUUCCAGUGUAUAACCAUGGAAGGAUGGACGGACGUGCUGUACUGGAUGCAGGAUGCUAUGGGCUAUGAGCUGCCAUGGGUCUAUUUUGUCUCUCUCGUCAUCUUCGGCUCCUUUUUCGUUCUCAACCUCGUUCUGGGUGUGUUGAGCGGAGAGUUUUCCAAGGAAAGAGAGAAGGCCAAGGCACGCGGGGACUUUCAGAAACUACGAGAAAAACAGCAACUGGAGGAGGACCUUAAGGGCUAUUUAGACUGGAUCACUCAGGCUGAAGACAUUGACCCAGAGAAUGAAGAGGAGGGCUUGGACGAUGACAAACCCAGAAACCGUAAAGGUCGUCAUUUUCUCUCUCUGCGUGGAGCUGUGAAGAAAAAUGCGGCUUUCCUUCGUAAGGCGUUGAGCAUGCCUGCUAGUGAAAACGAAUCAGUCAACACAGAUAACGCCCCCGGGGGAGACGUGGAGGGGGAGACCUGCUGCACCAGGCUGGCAAUUAGGAUCUCCAAAUCCAAGUUCAGUCGCUACUCUCGAAGGUGGAACAGGUUGUUUCGGAGGAAGUGUCGAGCAGCGGUCAAGUCGCAGGUUUUCUACUGGCUGGUCAUCUUCCUGGUUUUCCUCAACACCCUGACCAUUGCAUCUGAACAUCACAAGCAGCCUCAGUGGCUAACAGAUGUACAAGAUAUAGCAAAUAAAGUAUUACUAGCGCUCUUCACUGGUGAGAUGCUGCUAAAGAUGUAUAGUCUUGGCUUACAGGCGUACUUCGUGUCACUCUUCAACAGGUUCGACAGCUUCGUAGUGUGCGGAGGAAUACUAGAGACCAUUCUAGUUGAAACAAAGAUCAUGUCUCCUCUUGGCAUCUCUGUGUUACGCUGCGUACGCCUUUUGAGAAUAUUUAAAAUAACGAGAUAUUGGAACUCUCUGUCCAACCUGGUGGCCUCCCUACUCAAUUCGGUUCGAUCCAUCGCCUCCCUGCUGCUCCUGCUCUUCCUCUUCAUCAUCAUCUUCUCCCUGCUGGGCAUGCAGCUCUUUGGGGGGAAAUUCAACUUUGACGACACCAGACGCAGCACCUUUGACAACUUUCCGCAGUCUCUGCUCACUGUGUUUCAGAUUCUAACAGGAGAGGACUGGAACUCUGUGAUGUAUGAUGGCAUCAUGGCGUACGGCGGCCCGUCUUUUCCCGGCAUGCUGGUCUGCAUCUACUUCAUCAUCCUUUUCAUCUGUGGAAACUACAUCCUACUGAAUGUCUUCUUGGCCAUCGCUGUUGACAAUCUAGCAGAUGCUGAGAGUCUGACAUCAGCUCAGAAAGAAGAGGAAGAGGCAAAGGAGAGGAAAAAACUGGCCAGGCUUGCCAGUCCAGAGAAGCGUCAGGACAACGAGAAGCCACCAAUAGAGGAAAAGAAGAGUGAGAAGAUUGAACUGAAGUCUAUCACUUCUGAUGGGGAGACUAACACUGCUACUAAGAUGAAUAUGGAUGACUGCUGUGGAGAAGAAAAUGAAGAGAAGAACCCAUAUCCUGCAAAUGAUUACAUAGGAGAUGAGGAUGAGGAUGAGCCAGAGAUGCCAGUGGGCCCGAGGCCGCGGCCGCUCUCUGACAUACAGCUAAAAGAGAAGGCUGUUCCCAUGCCCGAGGCCCGUGCCUUCUUUAUCUUCAGCCACACCAACAAAUUCAGGGUUCUGUGCCACAAGAUCGUUAACCACAACAUCUUCACCAACCUCAUCCUAUUCUUCAUCUUGCUCAGCAGCAUCAGUCUAGCAGCAGAGGAUCCAGUCAAGAACGACUCCUUCAGAAAUCAGAUCCUGGGCUAUGCAGAUCACGUCUUCACUGGACUCUUUACCAUUGAGAUCAUUCUUAAGAUGACAGCCUAUGGAGCCUUCCUCCAUAAAGGUUCAUUCUGUAGAAACUAUUUCAACAUCCUAGACUUAGUAGUGGUCAGCGUUUCUCUCAUAUCUUCUGGAAUACAGUCCAGUGCAAUUAAUGUUGUAAAGAUCCUGAGAGUCCUAAGAGUGCUGAGACCGCUGAGAGCCAUCAACAGAGCCAAAGGACUAAAGCAUGUUGUGCAGUGCGUUUUUGUGGCCAUCAGGACCAUCGGCAACAUCGUCAUCGUCACCACAUUGCUCCAGUUCAUGUUUGCCUGUAUUGGCGUGCAACUAUUUAAGGGCAAGUUCUUCUACUGUACUGACAGCUCCAAACAGACUCAGGCAGAGUGCAGAGGCUCCUACAUCAUGUAUAAAGAUGGCGAUGUGGGGAAACCAGAAAAAUCCCUGAGAAUCUGGGAGAACAGUGAUUUUAACUUUGAUGAUGUCCUACAGGGAAUGAUGGCUUUGUUUGCUGUGUCUACUUUUGAGGGCUGGCCAGGGUUACUGUAUCGAGCCAUAGACUCUCACGCUGAGGAUGUUGGUCCAAUCUACAACUACCGUGUGGUCAUCUCUAUCUUUUUCAUCAUCUACAUCAUCAUCAUCGCUUUUUUCAUGAUGAACAUUUUCGUCGGUUUCGUCAUCGUCACAUUCCAGGAGCAAGGAGAGCAGGAGUAUAAAAACUGUGAGCUGGACAAGAACCAGCGUCAGUGUGUGGAAUACGCCCUGAAGGCUCGACCUCUGCGUCGCUAUAUCCCCAAGAACCCUUACCAGUACAAGGUGUGGUUUGUGGUCAACUCCACCUACUUCGAGUACCUGAUGUUCACACUCAUCCUUCUCAACACCAUCUGUCUGGCCAUGCAGCAUCAUGGGCAGACCAUAAAUUUCAAUGAUGCAAUGAACAUCCUCAACAUGCUCUUCACAGGACUGUUCACAGUAGAGAUGAUCCUAAAACUAAUUGCCUUCAAGCCCAGGGGGUACUUUAGUGAUCCCUGGAAUGUGUUUGAUUUCCUCAUCGUAAUUGGCAGCAUAAUAGACGUCAUUCUCAGUGAGAUCAACCCAGCUGACUCGUCCUCCUCCUCCUCUUCGUCCUCCUCUUCCUCUUCUUCCUCCUCUCACCCCCAUGUGGUAAGGCCAAUGGGACUUCAGAAUUCUGAAGAGAACGCCAGGAUCUCCAUCACCUUCUUCCGGCUGUUCCGCGUGAUGAGGCUGGUGAAGCUGCUAUCUCGCGGGGAAGGGAUUCGGACCCUGCUGUGGACCUUCAUCAAAUCCUUCCAAGCUCUGCCCUAUGUAGCUCUGCUUAUAGUGAUGCUCUUCUUCAUAUACGCCGUCAUCGGCAUGCAGAUGUUUGGUAAGAUAGCGCUGCGGGACCACACGCAAAUCAACAGGAAUAACAAUUUCCAGACGUUCCCUCAGGCAGUGCUGCUGCUCUUCAGAUGUGCGACGGGUGAGGCGUGGCAAGAGAUCAUGCUGGCAUGUUCACCUAAUCGACCGUGCGAGAAAGGCUCAACCAAUGAAAACAGCACAACCCAUGAGGAUUGUGGCAGCCAGUUUGCCAUCAUUUACUUUGUCAGCUUUUACAUGUUGUGUGCCUUUCUGAUCAUCAACCUCUUUGUGGCUGUAAUCAUGGACAACUUUGACUAUCUGACCCGCGACUGGUCAAUUCUGGGGCCGCAUCAUCUUGAUGAGUUUAAGAGGAUCUGGGCUGAAUAUGACCCAGAGGCUAAGGGGAGGAUAAAACAUCUCGACGUGGUCACUUUGCUCCGGAGAAUUCAGCCUCCCCUUGGUUUCGGGAAGCUCUGCCCACACAGGGUGGCGUGCAAGCGCCUGGUGUCAAUGAAUAUGCCCCUGAACAGCGAUGGAACCGUUAUGUUCAAUGCCACACUGUUUGCUUUGGUCAGAACUGCACUCAGGAUCAAGACAGAAGGUAAUCUGGAGCAGGCUAAUGAGGAGCUAAGAGCAAUUGUGAAAAAGAUCUGGAAGAGAACAAGCAUGAAGCUCUUGGAUCAAGUAGUGCCCCCUGCUGGUGAUGAUGAAGUAACAGUCGGAAAGUUCUACGCCACCUUCCUCAUCCAGGAGUAUUUUCGCAAGUUUAAGAAAAGGAAAGAACAAGGACUAGUCGCCAAGGUGCCCCCCAAAACUGCCCUUUCUUUGCAGGCGGGCCUGCGGACAUUGCACGACAUCGGUCCAGAGAUUAGAAGGGCCAUCUCCGGAGACUUGAACGUGGAGGAGGAGAUGGACAAAGGCAUGAAGGAAUCCGUGUCAGCUGCAUCUGAGGACGAUAUCUUCAGGGUAAAGCGUACAGGUGGCUUGUUUGGCAACCACGUUAACUACUACAACCAGAGUGACGGGCGUGGGUCCUUCCCACAGUCCUUCACCACUCAGCGUCCCUUGCACAUCAGCCAGAAGGGCUCUCCAUGUGAAGGUGAAAGCCCAUCCCAUGAGAAGCUGAUGGACUCGAACACCUUCACCCCUUCAUCUUACUCCUCAUCAGGUUCAAACGCCAAUAUCAACAAUGCCAACAACACUGGAAUGACCGGAGUGACAACCCAGGGCAUCAGCCGAUUGCCAAGCCCGUCCAUAAGCACCGUGGACGGGCACACAGGCCAGCCACUCACACCCAUCCUGCUGCCAAAAUCAGCAUGGUGCUUCCCUCCAAAAAGGAUGUUUUAUGACACCCUCAUGCGCUCGGACUCGAGUGACAGUCGUCUGCCAAUCAUCCAGAGAGGGGAGGGGUCAACAGAGGAGACGUACGAUGAGAGUUAUGGUGACGACAGGGAGUACCAGGAUGAUGAGCACUCACUUUCCUCUGACAUGUUGGUGUAUCACGAUGAAACAUGUAAACAGCUGACUCCCAUGGAGGAAGCAGAAGUAGAGGAGCAAAGAGGAGGGGGAGGAGGGUGGCAGUCUCCACGAAGAGUCUUCCUCUGUCCAACAACUCUGGGAAGGAGAUCUUCUUUCCAUCUGGAGUGUCUCCGGAGACAGUCAAGGCCAGAUGUCUCCCAGAAGACUGCUGUACCCUUACACCUAGUACAUCACCAGGCUCUGGCAGUGGCAGGAUUGAGUCCCCUUUUGAGAAGGAGUCACUCACCUACCCUCUUCAGCCGGCUGUGUUCCACACCUCCAGCCAGCCCCACAGCCCAAUGCAGUGAUGCCUCCUAUCAGCGAGUCCCCUCUCUGAGGCUAGAGGGCUCUAAUUCUCAUGAAAAGCUCAAUACCAGCUUGCCUUCUGUCAAUUGUGGGCCCUGGUACAGUGACAGUAAUGGGAACAGCCCAGUGGCGAGUCCUAGCCCCACGUGGGUGUCCAGUCAAAGAUCACCACGGCCGGUGUCACUCACUGUGCCAUCGCUUUUGGGGAAGGACCCCAGCUCACUGUCUCAUGGCAGUGCAGGCAGUCUGGUGGAAGCUGUUCUCAUAUCAGAAGGUUUGGGUCAUUUUGCCCAGGACCCUUUGUUCAUUGAGGCAACCAAAGCCGAGUUGGCUGAUGCUUGCGACAUGACCAUUGAGGAGAUGGAGCACGCAGCCAGCAACAUUCUUAACGGCAACACAGCCACACACCCCACAUCCAGUACCUCUUCCACCUCUCAGCACAGCCCGAACGGCAGCCUCCCCUGCCACAAUGCAGCGGCAGCAGCUGCAACGCACAGGAACCCAGUUGUUGGCUUGAUUCCUUGUGACGCUGGGGCAGAGGCUGGAGGAGGCAGGGGCUACAUCCAUGGUCCAUCCUCUACAGAGGAGCGGCAGGAACUGCUAACUAGAGGGGGAGGGCGAGAAGAGGAGGAGGAAGAGGCAGAUGUGAGGGAAGAGAGGCCCCACAGAAGUUCAGCUGUGGUUGCAGGAGCGCAGCAGAAAAACAGCAGGCUUUUGGAGGAUGAAGAUUUGGAAUGUGUGACAAGCUUGUAGGUGCCACCUCAGCAGCUUUGAUCAGCAAACUACCCCUCUGGUGCCAUCAGACGCUGAGGUUUCUCCGUGCUGGCAAACAGUGCGUUGGCUGGUUAGCUCCCUCUGUCACUCUGGACAAUGGCGGCCAGCGAUGCACCUUUAACACAACAAGACUUUGUCCGGUCUAACUGAGUUAGUAUGUGCGUCUGCAGUAAAGUAUACCAGACUAUAUACUAUCUGAGUGUGUGCUUCUGUGUGUCUGUGUGUGUGUUUUUCUCUAUUUGUACUCGUAUGUGUGUGUUCACCACACAUGUCAGAGUGUGGCUCUAAAGUGCCUCACAGUUUUAUCAUGUCCUCAAUGUGGGAUGAGCAGGAAAAUGGAGACAAGCAAAAAAAAGAUGAAGGACAGACUGAACGGCAGAAAGAUCAAAGAAGCAGGAAGUCAUUUUAUGGACUUGCUACUAUUGAGAUCGUAUGUUAAUGUUUUCAUUUCUUAUGCCUAAUUUAGUGGUGUGUUAUUGUUGUUUGACUGGCCGCCAUAACGCCAGGUGGGGGACCAGAGACCAAGUCAUGGAGGGUCACUUGAGGAUUACCAUCUGACCACAGUCCACCUGUGGUCAAAGGUCGACUCCUUCUUCGCUCAACGAUGAUGAAGCGCUGUAUUGUGUAAAACAGGGGUGAGAAUUCCCUGUUUAAAUCUCAUUUCUCCUUCUCUUCCAAAGCUUUUGGAAGCUGGAGCAACAGCCCUGCCAGCCUGAGAGUGAAUUUAGGGUGACGCAUCAACCCCGGCCAGGUGUGGGAGGGAGGAUUGAAGGGAUGAUUCAACAGCCAGAACAGGGCUGUUACAGAAAGGGUGGAAGUGUCUUGGCCAACAGAGAGCUAGCAGGCACUUUUUUCUCAGCUGGUCAGUAAGAGUGCAGCGUGAGACAAACUCACCUCGACGUAGCUCCACCCCAUCCACCCUUUUCCUCGUUUGUUUGCCCCAAACAGGAAACGAGAGGAGUGACCGGAGACAGAAAGCCCCCCUUUCUCUGCCUCAUACCUCACUGUUCCUCACUCCAUUUUCUAUCCUUCCUCCCUCUCUUUGCAAUCCUACUACCACACAACCCUUAUUGCUGGAUUUCUUUGUGUUGUUCAGCAUUUGGGGAGGCAUAUGUUUGUCAUGCAGGGUGACCAAGAUGGUAGAGUGGAGGAGAGAACAGGAGUGAUCGAUUGCAAAGAAAGAAAAAACAGACCCUGGUCAUGGGGGGGGGGGGUCCGCAACAGAUCUGGCGUCAAUCAACCUCACUUCCCUCUCCAGGGCACCUCCUCUUCUUGUCAACUUGGAAUCCUGUCAGAUUUGCUGCCACACACUCUUUCUACAGACCGCGCCCACUAUGUAUUUAACAGUUCAAUAUUGUGCAAAACUUGCUAGCCAUGACAAUAUUUUGUUUUAUAUUCAUGACUAUUGUUUUAAUUUAUCUUUGAUUUAUUUGCACAAUCGGGGUGCUGGUCCCAUAAAUGUAUUUUUGCUCAGUUUAUUUUUAGGAAAACUUUUUUUAGAGGUUUUAAGUAUCGAAGCAGGGCGUAGUGUGUGUGUUCGAGUGCAAAACUAUAAAUGUGCGUGCAUAUGCGUGUCUGCGUUUUAGUACAACUUAUGAGUGUGUGAGACAGUGUGUGUGUGGGGGGGUCUUUCUCUCUAUCUGUAUGCACCUUUUACAGAUUCUAUUUAUUUAUUUAUUUUUUCCAGAAGAGAAAAUCUGUGGGAAUAUGUGUGUGUGUGUGCGUGUCUGGUUUCCUGUAUACUAUAAAAAGCUGAUUUUAAGCCAAUACAGUAAAUUAAGGUAGCAUUACAAGUAUGUUUUAUGUGUGCGAGAGAGGUGUCUGUGUAGUAAUGGGCCUCCUUAACACAGGGUUACAGCAAACAGGUCAUAGGUAGAGUGAGUUCUGCAGUCAGGUCAGACUAAGGAUUAAUAACUGUAUUGUAUUUGGCCAAAGGCUAGGAAGCCUUUUUACUUAGGGAUGUCCAGAUCCGGAAUAUUUGCCUCCAAUAAACAAUACAAAAUAUUUCAGAAUAGACAUUUGCCAAAACGGGAUCACAGUCCAAUAGUACAUUAAGACUGAUGUCAUGUAUAUGCCUAAAAGACAGUCAUUUAUGAUUAAUUAUGAUUAAUCGCAUUUUAAAAAAUAGCCUAAAACAAUGUGCAAAUAGAAAAAGAUCAAGAACAGACGGGAAACAUUAGUCAUUAGUCAUCAUUGACAUCUAUCAGUCUAAAGAGGAUUACAUUUCCAAGUCAUUUCCAGACUCCAGAAAACCACCAGGGGAGCCAUUAUCCACAAAUGAGGAAAACACAGAACAGUGAUGAAUCUUUCCAGGAGUGGCAGGAGAAAUUAUCAUUUAUAAAACGGCAUUUUGUAUUCACUCAGGUAAUCUUUUUUAGUGAUAUUAACGUUUUUUUGGUAAUCUGAAACAUUUAAUGUGGCAAAAAAAGCAAAAGCAGAUUAAAUCUGUAAGGAGUACUUGACACAACCCACUUCUGUAUUGAUUUAAAAUGGCAGAAAUACAAUUCAGUAUUGUAGGGCAUGUGUGGCAACUUAAUUUAACUUACCAAUGACACUUGAGACACAAUGUUAGCAGGGUCUAUUUUUCUUGACAGCAACAGAUAUUUCGUCUCUAAAAGCGUUUCUGCAGAACCAUCUUAUGUUUUCAAGAUAUUUCUGACUUGGCACAUACAGAUACAGUCUUCAGUAAGCUCACAUGUUGCUUAUGCUUAUGUUUUCUUGUAGAACAGAUUACUGUAGUGCUAAGUUGUUGCUAGCAGGUUUACUCUGUUUUGUUAAGAUUUGUUUAUAAUGUGGCUCCGGUUAAUUGUCUCUGGACUAGACUUUCAUAAAUUUUGCACUCUGAUUAGGACAUCUAAAUUCUACCAUAUUGGAAAAGGUGAAAAAACACAUUUUAUUUAGAUAAACAAAAUAAAUUGCAUUGUCCACAAUAGUAGUUUUGCAAGCCAUGUGAUACAAAAAUAGGCGGUAAAUUUUAGUAGGCUGUGCAAAAACAGUACGGUAAAAUGACUGGUCUCAGGAGUUGAAUUCAGUGCUCGGACUCGGGACAUUCCUAAUUAUAACAGUUGCACUUGACCUUAUUCAUAAUUUCUGAACAACAGAAACGUUGAAAUUUUUACUGCCACAGUGACCCAUCCAUGAAUAAUUAGGGCUGUUGCCCAGAUGCUGCAAGACUUCUUAAUAAAACCUUUGUUUGAGACCCAUAUCAAAAAUGUUUAUUCACUAACACACAAUAGAGAAACAUGGAUUUUCUGUGUGAUUUCAUUCACUGGUUAAAUUGGUUGCUGGAUAAAUUGUAAUAAAAGCUAGAGUCAUUUAUUUAGUAUGAUUGUGGUUGAGGAAAACUGGUAAAUUUGUCAGCUUGAAGGGUGAAACUGCUGUAAGAGUUCUUUCUGUCUCUUUGAAAACUAGGUAGCAGGCAAUUUUUUAUAUUAAAUUCACAUUUAUUAUUUAAUAGUAAUGUGGAUCUAUUUGAGACAAGGUCAUAGCAGGUUGUGCUUUGAGAUGCCUCUUUGAAAUGUUUUUUUAAUUAACACAACUUAGAGCUGUAAUUGCAAUUCUAAUGUAAGGAGAACAAAUUAAAAUAACUAAACUUUAGCUCAGACAUAAAUACAUCAACACACUUGAUUGAAACAGCUAAAGCUCAACCAAAGUAAUUCAUAUGUUUUUGUCAAAGUACUUUUGACAACAGUAGUUUUAAGUAAAUUCCAACAUGUUGCAGAAGCCUCUGCAGUCCAAUGGCCCAUUUUUCUAAAUAAAACUGAAAUAAAUAAUAUUUACAGCUCACACAGAAACAGCAUCAGAUAUCAACAUAUGCCUAAAGGUUUUUUUAUUUUUAUUUUUUGGAUUUUCCAUCACUGUUGAGCUCUACAUGUGAUGCAGAGCAGGUUUGUGGCAGCGAAGAGUAUGCAUAAACACACUGCCAUACACUACAUCCUGUGCCAGUAACCGACUUGUGUCAUUAUUAUGCAAUCUAAAUGUGAAUGUUGAGAGUGUUUAUAGCUGCAGUGCUGUUGUUUUGUGUUUUUAAUCAUAUUGUUACUCCUGGGGAAGUCUGUGUUCUAACCUUCCCAAACGUCUGCAGGAGUUUGUGGCUUCUGUAAAGCAUUUCUUUUAGUUUAUCUGAACACUUCCCAAUUGGCAACCCAAACUGAAAGGUCAUUUCUUGGCAGUUUGUUCAAUUAUGUUUUCAGCUGUUUCAACUGAAUGUCUAAAAGUUGGGGAUACCGAUUAGGACAUGGUUUGUUUGAAUCGAGAGCAGCAUUUGAAUUUAGAUAAAAGAAGCACUGUCAUCAUUGUCUUGAGGUUUCUAUUGUUUGGUUUAAAUAGAUUGAAAGAAUCUACUCUUAAAUAUUUAUACUUAUCUACUGAAAGAUCUGGAGACGGUCUCAAAUACAGAUGUUAUAUAUACUGUAAUUUAUUUUUGCUGAAAAAUCUUUCACUUCUUUUAUCCCAACAUAUGCACAGAGCAGCCUCGGCAUAUCAGAAGUGCCCCCACCAGGCUUGGUUUGUGUCUUUUUUUUUUUUACCAGUGUGAGAGAUUCAGAGCCUUGUGGCGUCCCUGUGUAAAGUCGAGCAGCACUGCCGUCAGCAUGACCGUUGAGGUGUUAUGUUGCAGUAUAACGAUAUGAGCAGGUGGAAACCUGCAAUCCACAAGAUAUGCAAAACAAUGCAAUAACUAUGACUGUGUACAAGGUUCCUGAAGUAAACAUGUGUGAAAGUCUAUCAUUAACUCAGUGGUUUCCACAUCUGAACAAAACCUAACAUACUUGAAAUCAGGUACUUUAUAGUGCAGUAUAGUUAUGUUGUAUUUAUCUGUCUUUCCCGCUGUAGGGUUUUGGUUGAGACAGUGAUCUGACACCAGUGUUUUUCCUGCAGCUUAAUUGCAAAAUAGUUUCUCACAGUUGAGUCACCAUGAAAAAAGUAUUUGUUGUUUCUGAAGAAGCAGCAAAAGCAGCUGGCUUCAGGUUCCUGUCUCAGGACCUUUUGGCUGCAUCUGUUUAUUGUGUUUUUGCUUUUUAGGUGUAUUUUUGAAUGAAUUAAGCUCUGUGGUUCAGCUUCAUCAGCGCUGAAUGAAGUUUGCAUGUUGAUUAGUUGUUUCAUACUCAUUAUGUAUCAUAUCACCUUUAUAAACAGUAGCAUUUUCUACCUAUAGUGCACAUAACAGUGAUUAACGACAGCAUUGGACUUUAAAGCGGCAGAGGGGAUAUCUGGAAGAUGAUUUUGCAUAUCUUGUGUCUCAUGGGCUCAUUUUAUACUUUCUGAUACUCAAGCCCAAGGUACAGACAUAUGUUAAAACAUGAGAACACAGAAGACAUCACCUCCCAAGCCCAACAAGGCAUUUCUUUAUAUUUUGCCUGUUGUUUUGUCUUUAAUACUUUCCUCUGCACACCAAUAGAAGAUUAACCAGUGAAAAAUGUUUCUAGUAAAAGGACCAAAACGCUGAUAUUGUCCUCAUAAAACACAGCAUUUUUAUUAGUCCUAUAGUAACUAUGUGGCUACAAUGACAAUUUGCAUGAUUAUUACAAGUAUUAUUAAUUUAAAGCAUCAAACAUUUUUUUCUGUUUUUUGCACCGGUUUUGCCCACCAAAUGAAAACGGUGGAUCUGUUACAUCAUUAAGCCAGUAUUUACUCCAGUGUGUCAUAAAUCACUUCUGUCGUAUACAUUUGGAGUAGCAGUGUGUCAGACUGAUACAGUAUGCUCUGUCCAUGCAUUAAUGACAAUUACUCCCUCUGCAGGCCAAAGUGAAAUAACAUGCUCAAAUGAAAGUCAAGGUCAGAAUGAUGACAAUCUAUUUGAUAGAUGAUGGCAAUGGAAAGGUUAUUUGGGAUAUGUAUUUGAGGGAAUGAUGAUUCAGUUCCAUUAUGGUAGGAUUUUUUGGGUGGUUAAAGUUUUAACAUGGUGAACUAUAUAUUAAAAUAACAUUUUACGUGCAUGAGGUUCUCUCUCGUUUAGAGGUAUAAGGUAUUGGUCCUAUAUAGCUGAUUAUAUCUUUUGUCUCACCACUAGCUAAUGAUUGUAUAUUUUUAUACACUAUAUAUAUAUAUAUAGCAAACAUUUAUACAGAUACAAAUAUUUAAUCACCAGAAUGUUAAAAUAAGGAGCAGAAAAGGGACCUACGUGAGAAUAUAUUUGGGUUGGAUGUCUUCUUUAGGCCUAAUGAUAGAUGGAAGUCCCAACUUUGUUGACUGUAUUUUUAACCAAAAGUAAAACCUGAAAUAAUGUAGAAAAAUAUAACAUUGUUUAUUGUCACACCUGAUAAGAUUGCAAAGAGAUGCGAAGAUUUUCGGAACAUUUCCAGAAAUUUUGAAAAUGCUACAAAUUGGAAGAUUUUCAUGGGAAUUGAUUCUAAUAAAUAGGGAAUUAAUGGAUAAAAAUAAAAAAAACUGUUUUGCCAUAGCAUACAUACAUCAGACAUAUGCCCGUUAAACAUUAAUACCACACAUUAAACAGGUUUACCCAAUAAUAUAAUUAACACAGACUUCAUGUUAAGUAGUUCCAAGGACUCAAAUGUGGUACUAAUAUUCUGGUGGUCUGGGCUAAGACAUGUGGUCUUAAGGGUCCAGGGUUCUAGAAAUCAUCUGUGGAUGUAUUAGAAGAAUAUGUAAGGGGCUUAGCAUCAUUCCUCCCUGCAGUAUGAAAUAUGAUUGUUUCAGGCAAGAUUCUGCUAAAAAUUUAUAUUUUCCAAAACUAAAUAAAAAAAUUCCUGUUAAGAGCCAACCGUUGGUAGUUAAAAUUUUAGCUUCAUUCCCAUUAUUUCUCAUAAAAUCCUGCUAAUUCCCAUGGAGAGUUUCCAACUUUGAAAAUUCUUGAAAUAUUGCAACUACAUUGUGUAUAAUUUUUACAUAAAAUAUGAAACAGGAGGCCCUCUGUUUAAAUGUUAGACAUCAGGGGAUUUUUGCAAGACAAAUGACAAAUACUCGUCUAUUUUAAUCAGCCAACAUAUUUCAAAUCUAACAUGCUUUUGCUUGCAUUUGUCUUCAAUACGUCAACCUACCAGGAGCCUGUCCGCACAGGUCAGGGUCUGCUCAUAAACUCCAACUGUAGCACUGAGAGACGCGCCUCUCUCCAAGUAGUCUCACAUCAGCAAAACACAUAUUAUACUAGCAACAAACCAAAAAAAUCAACCUCUAAAAGGACUAGAUUUCCAUAUAUUGUGAAUCAUAAUUGUGUAGCUUCUAUGCUUAUCCUCCAAGGUGAAUUUGGAGGACUUGAACUACAUCUGUAUAGAUUUUUACCUGCAUUUUUUUGCAGUCUAGAAAGCAACAUACAUGUGGGUUAAUGUCUGGCUAGUUCAUUUUAGCAAUAUUAUACUAUUGCUACUUUUUACACUAUAGGUUCCAGACGUAGAAUCAGAAUAAAUGGCCAUUUAUUUCAAAGGUGUUAAAAGGAUUUUUUCUGUUUAUUGAACAUGUUGGAUUUAACCCUAGAUUUGAAGCUGAUUUUCUUUUGGCAAAGUUGAUCUGAAUCUAGCCAUAUUUCUGUGGCAGACGGACGGACUGAGAGUUUUAAUGAUGAUAGUGGAAAGCUGCUGUGUAUUAUUUAAAAACACAUAAAAUCUUAAAGUAUUACAGAGUUUUCCAUUUUUACAAGCUUGAGGCUGGGAGAGAAUUUUCCUCACAUUUCUUCAUGUGGAUCUACCAUUGUUUGCAACAGAAGCGCUUUAUAUUUUUCUUGUAAAUCAAAGUCUUUGUUGUUCAUGGUAAAUCAUGACAACAUAUUUUAAGAUUGCUAUUUUGAAUAGAGAUUUUAUUAUCUUUUCUAGGUAAAGUUAGCAUAGCCUGUUGAUGAAGAAAUCUAAUUAGAACACCGAUUCUCCUUUUGCUGGAGGCCAAAAAGAAACAUCUGUGUGUUGUUUGCUGUACAGUUAUUUUGAUUGUGUUAUUGAUAAAGCAGACAAAAAGAGGACAGAAAGUAAAAGAUGGGGUAUAUUAAUAUAUAUAAACGGUUUUAAUGAAAUUGAUGUAUUUUAGAUAUUAAAUUAUAGAAAUAUAUGAAAUUAUAAAAUGUAAAAGGGCAGUUUGCUGCAGGAUGCUACAUUUUGUUGUAUGAUUUUGAUGUUUAAAUUAAAAAAAAAACAUCAGGUUUUCAGAUCCCGGGUUGUGAGAGUUUGGGAAUUCUGCAGAUGUUGGCCUUUUUUAUUUUUGACCUAGAGGACAGUUCUUUUCCUGGUUUUAUCACUAACAUGAGGCUUCCAUUCAAUUGACAGAUAAACACUGAUAAGUUUAUUUUCUGCAACAACAUUUUGUUACAAGUCGUUGCUUGUGCAAAAAAUGUAAUCUUAAAUACGUGUUUAUUGAUCAUGUGGAAGUACAGCUGAAAGCAGUGCAGGAUGCUGCCAAAACUGUACUGGGAUGAUGUUUGGAAGGUAUGUCAGAGUAACACAUAUACAUAAACACGGUUAAUCUACAAUUUGUUGAAGUAUAUUGUUUUUUGGGGGGAGGGUGGGGUUUGUCAAUGUGCUAAUUCUUUACUGAGCAUAUCAGAAGUUGGUGGUGAUGAGCUGCCAGCAUCCUUUUACUCUGGAGGCAACAGAAGAGAUUUGCUUGUACUGUAGGAUUAAAGCAGCAUGCAGAAUAACUAUGUAUAAAUCACUCAUUGUGUAGCACCAAAUACAUCAGCACCUUUAUUUCAAUACUUAGGAUGACUGUUUUAAUGGGUCCUGGAAAGCAUUGUGCUUCUCCCUUUGAUUUCGUUUUUUACAUUUAUGCAAAACUUUAAGUAAACCCCACAGGUCUGGCACCAAGACUGCUUUUUUUGGAGAUUAAUUCCACACAGAGACUCCCUUUUAUUUAUAACAUUGAAUACAACACAGUGUCUGUGUAAUGCAGAUCAAUGAAUUAGACCACAGAGGCAUGAGAGCAGCUUAGUUCUCAUCCUCAUUAGAAUUGAAUGUUUCUGCUUGUAUUUGUCUCUCACUGCUGAUUUUACACAUAAGAGCUAAUUUAUGUUGCACCAAAAAUAACAAAAAAAAUCAACAAAAGUAUCCAUUGAAUGUAGGAGACGGUGAUGAUCUUGCUGUAAAGGUUUUGGGUGAGGAAACAGUAUUUUAUAGCCAAUUAUCUUAACCCCCAAAGUCAAAGAAGGAUUAAAGUAUUGUUGUCACUUAGGUCUCUGUAGGUGCUUUUCUUCUUUAGAGCACCGAGUCAGAAACAUAUAUGCCUUGUGUGUCUUGUGAGAAAAUGCAGCUUUAUCAGUGUUUUCAUUGAGUCAUCUUCAGCAGCACGAGAUCCAGAGCUCCAUAUAAGGUAAAUGUUAAGAAAAGCCCUUUUUUAUUCCUUCAUCACCCGAGUGAAUUGCAGAGGUGCGCGGGUCUGCUCUCCUGUCAGCAGUGUCUUAUAGUCUUAUUUGUGUAUUCAGUCACUACUCAUGCAAAGCGUUAAAGGGCAAUUACUGAUAGGACUGAGGAGUUUGCUUUUUAUUCAUCUGAAAGAUGUUUAGCAUCAAUCUUUUUUUCUUUUGGAGGGAGGUGAUCACACUGAGACCAAUUUGUUGUAAUGUUAGUAAUGGCGCUACUGUUAAAUGUGAUAUUAACUUACAGCACUAUUUAUGGUCUAAAUAAUGAAUUACAGUAUGCUAUUGUGCUUGGUAGCUUUGGAGGCAGGUGGCCAUUUUUGUAGUCCUUGAACAUAAGCCACUCCCCCGUCACAGCAGGUGGAAUUCCAUUGGUAAUAAUUUUGAAAAGUGACACUGGCCCAACAUCAUUUAGGUUCCUUUAGUCACUUUCUCUUAGGGUUGACUGCAUGAUGUCUUAGUUUACACACUUUAUUUUCUUCUUCUCUUUCUUUUUUUCUAAAGAUAAAUUCUUUUUUUAUUCUGUCCAUUUAAUUUAGGCAUUAGAAAGGGAAAGAAUACAAAUUAAAUAAACCCGAAUAUUAAUUCAAUCACUUUUUCUACUCCUAUUUUCCAUAAAAAGUGAAGUGAAAAAAAAUUAAUAAAAAAGUUGAUUUGUAAAUAAGUUAUGUACAGUUUGUAUCUGUAACUUGUCAGUCUGUCAUUGGUGACAGAGUCUGUCUUGCUUAUAACGCACGCUACCAGUAAAUAAAAAAGGAAAAAGUAUAUUUAGACUGUAUGGUCCCUUGAAAGCAAGUUUUAAAUUAAUAUCUGAUGUAUAUUCCUGUAACAUUGCAUUUUUAUCUGAGGAAUGAUGUUAUUAAACAUUGCAAAUAAAUUGCAUUUCCUACA